Messenger RNA from Heterostelium album PN500, 1464 nucleotides. RefSeq names its product RBM34 family RNA-binding protein. NCBI's taxonomy places the organism in Eukaryota, Evosea, Eumycetozoa, Acytosteliales, Acytosteliaceae. Gene Ontology annotation, molecular function: RNA binding. The transcript has 3 exons. The coding region runs from base 1 to 1464 and encodes 487 amino acids. The record is from RefSeq and is a predicted model, not a curated record.
AUGGAUAUUAAAAAGAAGACUCCUACAAAGAAUAACACUCCAAAGAAGGAGAACAAUACUCCAAAGAAAGAGAAUAAUACUACUCCAAAGAAGGAUAAAGUAGUCAACUCUGCAAAGAAACCAAAUAAGAACUAUGGUGCUGCCAAAUCUGUUGACAAAGACAAUAAACUAGUAACUACACCAACAACAACAACAAAUACUUCUACUACACCACCACCAGCUACUAAAGAAACAACACCAAAUAAAAAAACAACAAAGAGAAAAGAUAUGGAGAAAGAGUCAACUACUGAAGCACCAAAAAACAAACAAACAGAAACAACAAAAGCAACUACAACUACUACCACAACAUCAACUUCUACAAAACCAACAAACAAAAAACAAAAAGUAAAUAAUAAUAAAAAAGAAGAGAAGAAAGAAAAAGUUAGUAGAGAAAAAGAAACAAAGAUUGUUGAAAAUAGUAAUAAUAAUAAUAAUGAUAAUAGUGAAAAUGUAAAUGUUGUUAGUAGUAUUUUUGGAGGUAGUAAUGUUAGUGGAUUAUCUAUUUUUGAAGCAUUGAAGAAGCAAUCAGAGUCAAAGGAUGAUGCUGUUAAUCAAGAGGUUAUGGAUUCGUUUGCCACUUCCAACGCAUUCGAGGCACCAAAGGAAGAACAAGAACCAGAGGUCAAAGAGCAAAUCGAUUCACUCUUACAAGCAAAACCACAAUUGAAUUCCGUCGGUAAACCAAUGAUCUCUGAGGAGGAAAGAGAAAUCAGAAAGAAGAAAGAUCUCGAAAUCAGAGAGUCAGAGGAUCCAAUGACUAUCUUUAUUUCAAAUAUAGAUUUAAAGACAACUAAAAAUGAAUUGAAAGCAUUCUUUGGUAGAUUUGGAACAAUAAAGACAGCUAGAUUUAGAUCAUUACCAGUGUCAAAGGAAGGUGCAAACAGAAAAGCAACAUACAUUAACAAGGAAUUCCAUGAGAAGAGAGAGACAUGCAAUGCUUACGUUGUCUAUUCAAAGGAGGAAGAAGCUCAGAAAGCUGCUGACGAAACAAACGGUACUUUGUUCAAGGAAAGACAUAUUCGUGUUGAUUUGGCCUCGAAUAAACAUAAUAAGGGAAAAGAUGAGAAUACGGUAUUUGUUGGUGGAAUUCCAUAUGAAUUGGAAAAUGAAGAUCUCUUCAAGUUGUUCGAAGACAAUAUCGGUGAUGUUAUGAGUGUUCGUAUAGUAAGAGAUAAGUUGACUGGUCUCGGUAAAGGAUUUGCUUACGUGGAGUUCAAGAAGCUGAUCAACGCAAGAAGAGCCAUCCAAGCUAAGCAACUUAGCAUUGGUGAACGUACAAUCAGAGUUUUCCCAAAUAAACAGAAUCCAAAAGGAAAGAACGUUAAAUCAGCAAAGGAGAAGAAAAAGAUUGGUGACAGAGUACCAAGAAACAGAAAAGGAAACAAGAAAAACAAAAAGUCAGAAGAAACUUCAACAUCUGAUUAA